UCUCUUUCCCUUCAACCUACGCCUAAGUACAGAAACCAUUUUCUCCUUAUAAUUUUCAAACUUAUUUACUUCUUCUUCAUCAAGCUAGAGUUGUAGUUUUUUCACUGACAAAAUUAUGGGUGGAAAUUCUCCAUGUGCCUCCUGCAAGUUGCUCCGUCGCCGUUGCGUUAAAGACUGUAUCUUCGCCCCUUACUUUCCCUCUGACGACCCCCACAAGUUCGCCAUUGUCCACAAAGUCUUCGGCGCCAGCAACGUCAGCAAAAUGUUGCAGGAGCUCCCGGUUCACCAGAGAGCGGAUGCAGUGAGCAGUUUGGUUUACGAAGCAAAUGCGCGAGUGAGAGACCCGGUUUACGGCUGCGUUGGGGCCAUUUCGUACCUGCAGAGCCAGGUUUCUCAGCUGCAAAUGCAACUGGCGGUGGCUCAAGCGGAGAUAUUAUGCAUCCAGGUGCAUCAAGACCCCAUCAUGCCCACUCCGCAAAUAGACGACGUAGAACCAGACGACAAGUCGUUUCUCCUCCAGAACAACCCUUCUCAUCAGUACCUCAAUUUUGCUUCGUCUAGCAAUGUUAGAGAGAGCAUUUUUGGACGCGACAUGGUUUCUUAAUUAAAAUUUCUCCAUUCCCCUUUCAUUGUUUUAGUCUAAUAUCUCAUCAUUGGCAAGUGAAGCUCGUUUUUGUUUGUUUGUAUACUUUUUGUUGUUGAUGAAGAUGAUGAUCUCUAAAGAAAGACUUGAAGAAUUUGUCUUGUGAGUGAAUGGGGUCAACUGUAGCAUGUGAUCGAGCUCAAGUAAAUCAGAAAUUUCUUAGUACUUUAAA
Mangifera indica (mango) is the source of this 815-nucleotide messenger RNA. Its product is annotated as LOB domain-containing protein 12-like. The transcript is spliced from 2 exons. The record is from RefSeq and is a predicted model, not a curated record. NCBI's taxonomy places the organism in Eukaryota, Viridiplantae, Streptophyta, Magnoliopsida, Sapindales, Anacardiaceae. Bases 116 to 604 code for a protein of 162 amino acids.